Haliotis rubra (blacklip abalone) is the source of this 1495-nucleotide messenger RNA. Its product is annotated as 1-acyl-sn-glycerol-3-phosphate acyltransferase alpha-like. Gene Ontology annotation, molecular function: 1-acylglycerol-3-phosphate O-acyltransferase activity. The transcript is spliced from 6 exons. Gene Ontology annotation, biological process: phosphatidic acid biosynthetic process. The coding region runs from base 868 to 1323 and encodes 151 amino acids. The record is from RefSeq and is a predicted model, not a curated record. NCBI's taxonomy places the organism in Eukaryota, Metazoa, Mollusca, Gastropoda, Lepetellida, Haliotidae. Gene Ontology annotation, cellular component: endoplasmic reticulum.
GACUAUGAACUCUAUGACUAUUAUUCGCUAUCUGUCGAAGGGUUUCCUCUCAAGGCGCGAUGCUACUUGGACCACUUUUGUCGUCCUCUGUUUGAAGAAGCCCUCUUUCUUGUGGAGGUCUCCCUCUUGGCUGUAGACGUUAUCGCCCUGACACGCGUCGUCGCUGCCGUCGGAUACCACCGGUACACUAGUCGUCGUUGUCGGACGACAUCACGACAACACAACACGUUGUCGCUCUUGAGGGCUACAACGACAAGUCGUUGUUUUCUAUUGACACAAGGAAAACAACCCUUCGUUUCAGGUAACAAGACAGCACAACACUUCGUCGGAGGUAACAACACUUCGUCUCAGGUAACAAGACAGAACAACACUUCGACGCAGGUAACAAGACAGCACAACCCUUCGUCGCGGAUACCACGAUAUCUCAACACAUCGGCGUCCGCUUGGAUAGCACAACAGCACAACAUUCUCGGCGGAUACCACGACAAUACUACACUUCGUUGCUGUCGGCGGAUACCACGACAACAGUUCCUCCAUCCGCACCAAACAGAGCAUCAUGUGGCUGGUGGGGCUAGGCCUGUUUAGUGGGGUGCUGUUGCUAUGUAAACUGAACUCAAAGUUCCAGUUGUAUGUAAAGUUCACGACGUACUACACCGUCAUGUCAACAGCUGCUGUCGUGGUGAUGUUGCUGUCGUUGUUCAGUCCCGGUAACGUCAACAACCUCAGAUAUCUGAUCCCGGGUUCAACAUCUGUAGUGGUUUGUUUGGUAUCCGUGCAGAGUUGAAAGAUAUACACAACUUGAAGUCAGACAAGCCCUACAUCCUCGUGUCCAACCACCAGAGCUCGCUGGACUUCCUAGGUGUGGCCAUGAUGAUUCCCCUCGGGUGUACAUUCCUUGCGAAGAAGGAGCUGCUCUACUCCGGUCCGUUCGGCCUGGCGUGUUGGCUAUGUGGUUGUGUCUUCAUCGACCGCGUGCACCACGACAGCGCCAUCUCCACCAUGGUUGACAUCGCGAGAACCAUCGAGAGGAAGAAUGUGAUCGUCUGGAUUUUCCCUGAAGGAAAACGCAAUCCUAAGAAAGGACUGCAACCAUUUAAGAAAGGAGCAUUUCACUUAGCAGUACAAGCACAGGUGCCAGUCGUCCCCGUGGUGUUUUCAGGCUACCCUUUCUAUGAAAAGAAGAAACGGCUUGACGCAGGAAGUUUCACAAUCACAGCGCUUCCGCCGGUGUCUACAGCGGGGAUGACGGUGGACGACGUCGGCGCCCUCACUGAAGAUAUACGACAACAGAUGCUGGAUGUUUACAAUAAAACAACGUCGUAGCAUCCUCAUGCGUCGAGAUAUGUAUAACCUCACGAUGUAACUUGUGGCGGUAAACAAUGCAAUGGGACAGUUACAAGGUGCCGCCUGCACUUUCAACAAACGGCGCUAUUUACAAGGUCAAGGUCGUUAUGUCCAAGUUUUGUAUAGAAUAAACACCCUUUCCAACGUCAAA